AUGGCUCAAGUAGAAUUUCCCGUUUCCAACGUGGAUGCUACACAAGGAUGUGGUACAACAGAAAAGAACAAACCUUUAUUAAUUUGUAAAGGUUUUGCUUAUACUAUCGAUAAAACAACUAAUGAUAAAACUUAUUGGAAAUGUGAACAUGUUCGAAAAUUUAAACGUAAAGGACGAAUUCACAUUAACUGUACUCAUACAACAUUAUUACAUGAAAACGAUAAUCAUAAUCAUCCUGGUAAUCCCGUUUCAACUGAAAUUCGAAUAUUUGAAGAAAAAAUUCGUCAUCAAGCACUUAACUCAAACGAAGCUACACAAAACGUUAUUGAUUAUUGUCUCACGAAUUUAUCUGAUCAUGCUGUAGCUCGUCUUCCUGAUUUUAAGCAUGUUAACGAAAUAUUCAAAAUCACCGAUUUGUUUCUACAAUUUGAUUCUGGUCCAGACAAUGAUCGUAUUAUUAUAUUUGCAUCAGUUGAACAACUUCAAUUUCUUGAAAGUGGCGAACAAUUAUUAGUCGAUGGAACCUUCAAGGUAACACCAUCGAUUUUUUAUCAAUUAUACGCUAUGCACGUGGUUUAUGGAAAUGUUGUUUUACCUGUCGUAUUCGCAUUAUUACCAAACAAAACUCAACAAACUUAUCGUCGCCUUAUUGAUAAAUUAUCAAAAAUUUGUCCAUUAUGGAGUCCAAAAUUUAUAAUGAUGGACUUCGACCUUGCAUCAAUAAAUGCAUUCGGUGAUAAAUUUGUAACAACAACAAAUCGAUCAAUAAUAUCCGUUUGUUUUUUUCAUCUACAAAAUAGCAUUCAACGUAAACUGCAAGUUAGUAAUUGA
This is a messenger RNA of Rotaria socialis, 831 nucleotides long. Lineage: Eukaryota; Metazoa; Rotifera; Eurotatoria; Philodinida; Philodinidae. The record is from the annotation of a GenBank genome assembly.